This is a messenger RNA of Vitrella brassicaformis, 2757 nucleotides long. The record is from the annotation of a GenBank genome assembly. Lineage: Eukaryota; Vitrellaceae.
UCUCGCCCUCUGCUGUGCGGGUCUCUCUCUCUCUCUCUCUCUCUCUCUCAGUAGACGACUUCCCGUGGCCCGUUGCUCAACAGUGCUGAGGUCCCUGUGUCGUCAUCCAAAUAAUCCUGAACACAAUCGGCACACGAUCAGAAUGCAACAGCGAUUCCUCCUCUCAUCCAUCCAUCGAUCGUGUCCUCACGUGUAUGUCGAAUGAGGCCCCAGCAAAGGGGCUCCGCAGCAGGGGAUGCCGGUAGUACGUAUCUGGGAUGCACACACACACAGCACAGCAGGGACGUCCGUAAGGUGACCAAUUCCUGCCUGCCGUCUGUGUCUCCUACCGGUCAUUCGGUAUCCCGUCUUGUAGUUCUGCGCCUGCCCCUCCUUCUGCCCAUCCUUCUCCUUGUGGCCCUCCUUGCUGUCGCCCUUGCUCUUGUUUGUGGCCUCGUCGCUGGGUGACUGGUGACUCUUCUCGUCACGAUGCGUCCGGUAGUCUUUGGAGAACUUCUUAUGGUUUUGGUAGAAGUCGGUCGACAGCUGCUGGGCGGCCCAGGGGAUGUUGUCGAGGGCCGGCACCACAUACGGAUGACGCAGCGCAUCGGCAGCGGUAAGACGGCGCUUCGGGUCUGACGAGACACGACAACAAGGUGGUUCUCCUGGCGAGUCACGACUUUAGUCGGGUUUACUUGGUUCGAGGAGUUUCUUGAUGAGGUCUCUGCACUCCUUGGGCGCGUGUCUGCAUGCCUUUGUGGAGUACUGGCCCUUGAGGAUCGCCCGCGCGACGUCAUGGUCCUCGAACCCUGCACCAAGCACAUUCCGGUCUGGUAGACAGCCACCCAUGUGUCAGCAUCCACGCUGAGGUGAGUGUGACCGACCUGUGAAAGGCGUGAAGCCCGUUAUGAUCCAAAAAAGGGUCACGCCUGCAUUGGCAAAGGAAUAUCAUGGAAUUGGCUGUCGUCUCGUGUGUCUCUGGUGGAUGUUUGCAUACCGACGCUCCACAUGUCAGCCUUGCGGCCGUAGUCGCCUGCCAACACCUCGGGCGCCAAAUACGGCAGAGACCCAGAACUGAAGACACAUACACACACACGUACACCAAGUGUAGCCACCAAGUCCUGAUGAUCUUUGGAGAAGGCCCCAUUCGCAACGUCCCUUACGUGUCUGAGAGUCCAGCAUGUUCGCACUCGGUUUCGACAGCCAGGCCAAAGUCCGACAGCACCAGGCGGCCCUCAUUAGUGACAAAGAAAUUCUGGGGCUUGAUGUCUCUGUGUCAUCCAUCCCAUCCAUGGGAGGACAGCAGGAAAAUGACACAUGGAUGCCUCAUUCCAGUCAUGUUUGAUCCCACACCUGUGGCAGAUGUUGAGUGAGUGGAGGUGAUGGACGGCCAGCAGAAUGUGCGCCGUGGCCUCUGUCACUUUGGAUGCAGGCCAGAAGAGGCAAUCCACGCUCUCCAGGUCAGCGUCGUACCGCUCCAUGACUGCACGUAAGGGAACGGAACACACACCGUACAGGAGAGGCCAGACGGGUACCUGCUUGUCGGAAGCUCUACUUACCAAUGUAGCAUGACGCGUCGUAUAGGAAGACGUCGUGGACUAGGACGAUGUUGGGGUGCUGCGCGAGCUUCAGCAGGUACACCUCCCGGUGGAUCUCCUCCGGUGUCAUCUUGGACUGACGACGCUGACGCCCCUUGAUGUACCUGACGCAGAAAGACAAAAAGUGUCACCGUAUAAAGCCAGGACUGCAGAGAUGUGGGUAUCUGUCCGAUUCACCUCAGGUAGGGGUUAAGCGACUUUCUGUUUUUCUUCUCCUCGGCAGUGGCGGCCUCGUCUUCCUCAAUGGCUGUCUCGGAUAUCUGCGUGAUCUUCACUGCCUGAUGGGAGACAGAGACAGACGUACACAUGGACUAUACCGGUCUGCAUGCUCUAUCUGCGUGGGUCCGCUCACCCUUCUUAUCUUUGCUUCUCCCACAAUGGCUCGAGGAUUCCUCAGGAUGGCCUCACGGCAGGUGGAGAAGCCGCCCUCUCCCAGUUUCUUGCCCAAGAUGUACUUGUCAUUGAAACCUAUUCGCAAAGGACGAAGAUACUACGUGUGCCUUUUGCUUGCCGUGCGUAUGUUCUGCCUACCUGUCAGCUGUCCAUUCUUGUCGGUCAGCCGCCGGAAGACGUCUGUCAGAGAGAACCUCCGUCUGUACUUGCCUCUCCCAGGGCUCCCCUCGGGACUCGCCCCCUCAGGGCCGCCUGGGCUCGUCGGCAUCGUCGACAUGUCACCCUCGCUCACUGGGCUCAAAAACGAACCCCGGCCACCGACAGAGCUGGCCACUGAGCCGCGCCGCAUGCCCCCACCACCCUCCUUGAUGCUCUCGUUGGACCUCUUGCGGAACAUGUUCAUCAGCCGGGAGGCCAGAGAUCCCUCUCUUGGACGGUUGGCCCUCCGAGCAGCGUGCUCCACCGGAGAGCCGGGCAUACUGCCAAGCCGCCCGACACCGCCCUUCUCAGUGACACCCUCAUGCCAGGCGUGUGCCGAUUUUCCAGAGUCAUUGGUCGAGGGGGCCUGAUGCGCACUAUCUGUUGGGGGAGCGACGGUGGCAGCGACGCUGUGGCGGCGCUUCUCCUUGGCUGCGGAGGCAAAGUAGGACGAGGGCACCUCAGACAUCUUGCUAAUGGGGCUUCAAAUGGGGCUGCGGAUGGCGAGAGUAUUGGUGUGUGGCUGCUGCCGACUCACAUACAGGGCGAUAGCAUCGUUUGGCAAGGACCGGGCGUGCAAAAGGAAAAG